CUCGCUGCAUGCAUAAUGGAUAGAGGGCAUGAAAUCACUCCACACGGCCUGCUGAUUGACACCAGGAUGGUGUGUGUCGGCGCUGCUGGGCUGCAGGUUCUUGCGGUUCUGCUUGUGUUCUCAGCAGAAUGCGGUGUGACUCGAGCCGAGACUCCGGUGACGGUCCGGAGAGUGACCCAUCCUCCGCUGCGGCGUCCUUUAGCCGACUCCGCUCUCCUCCCGUGUGUGUUCACCCUGCCGGCCAUCCUGGUCCCGGGACACGGCCCGUACAUCCACUGGACCCGCGGCUCCGGAGCGCAGGAGAGGACGGUGCUGUCGGCCCGGGACGGUGUGGUCAGGGUGCACCAGGCGUACGUGGGUCGGGUCAGUCUGCCCGGAUACUCUGCUGACCCGCUCAAUGCGUCUCUGGCGCUUUCCCAGCUCCGCUCCAAUGAUUCCGGGACUUUCCGAUGCCACCUCGCCCUGGGAGAAAAUUAUGAGCAGGAUACGGUCAACCUGGAGGUCACAGGUGUGGUGUUUCACUACCGUUCUCCCGCGGCCCGUUAUUCGCUGUCGUUCGCGGAGGCUAUCCGUGCGUGUGAGGAGAAUUCGGCUGAGGUCGCGACCCCUGAGCAGCUGUGGGCAGCGUUUCACUCCAGCAUGAACAGCUGUGCGGCCGGAUGGCUCAAAGACCAGAGCGUCAGGUAUCCCGUACAGAGACCCGAGCUCGGUUGCUAUGGACACGCAGAGUUUUCCCAAGGGGUGAGGAAUUACGGGAAACGGGACCCUUUGGAAUUGUUUGACGUUUACUGUUUUGCCAAUGACAUGCAAGGUGAAGUGUUUCCCGCCGCUGUUCCGGAGCGACUGACUCACGUCGAAGCCUCGGCUCACUGCACGUCUCUGGGAGGCCGGCUGGCGACCGUCGGUCAGCUCUAUCUGUCCUGGAGGUCUGGGCUGGACCACUGCGAGCCGGCCUGGCUGUCUGACGGGAGCGUGAGGUUCUCCGUCAGCUCGCUGCACUCGGACUGUCCCGCUGGAGAACCAGGCGUCCGAACGCUUUCACAGACAGAACUGAACAACGGGAGCAUGCGGUUCGAUGCUUUCUGCUAUCGAGAUGCACAGACCGCCGGCCAGUCGGACCUGCCUGACCUUCGACCCGCUAACUGGACCGGACAGCUGGAUCUGGACAAAGAGCCGCUCUUGACCGCUGAACCCGCCGAGCUCUCGGCCGAGUAUCUGACAGUCCGUCUGCGCGCCGGAGACACGUCUCUGGACUGGAGCGGUCAGCUGGACUCGUUCCCAGACAGCCGACAGGUGCUUCCUGAUCUGAGUCCUGGCGGCUCGGCCCGAGAGGAAGAGGACGAGGAUGAAGGUCUGUCCGGUCAGUCCGUGAGUCCUGCAGCUCCUUCAGACGCUCCUCCAGGAAAGGCCAAGAGUCCCCUCACCAACAUCGUCAGCUCGUUAUGGAAACCCUGGAGCUACUUGACAGGAAGUGAAGCCGAGGCGACGACCACGAGCGUGACAGACGACAGAACCACUUCCGGAUCAGGGUUGAGGUCGGGGUGGAGCCUCUCAUGGCUGUCUGGUUCUUCAGCCGUCACUGAGAAAUUAAUCACCUCCUUUCCAUCCCCGAGUUCAGUCGUACCGACGACAGUCCCACCAAACGCCACCAGAGACGGACCGGGCGACAUUCAGACCACUCGACCUGCACAGGACGCUCCGGCGACGGCGGCUGAUUGGGUCGUGGUGACCGAAACACCCGAGCAGAAAACCCAAACCCCGGAAACCAAAGUCUCUGUCUCGACCGAGAACUACUCCGGAGAGAGUCGUGUCCCGGAGACGGAGGGCAGCUCGUGGGGCGACACGUACCCGUCGUCCCAAACGCCGCUGACGACGAGCACCGGUUCCUUCUCCACCGCCGCACACGCACACGAGGCUCGUGGAGAAAUCCAGUACAGACGCAGAAACAAACCCAAGAGACUCAACCAGAGCACCACGGAGAUGAUGGCGAUGGUCGCCCAGAGCACGACGACUCCCUUCAUCCUGACGUCCGGCACCGGAGACACUGAGACGACCAUCUCGACGUCUGCAGCCGAGUCUCAGACGUCAAGCCUCAUCACGACGGUUCCCAGCAGCGUAGAGCAGGAUCUGAGCAGCGCCGAGGCCGUCAUGAAGAACAGCUCCGCUGGAGAAGAAGCGGACGACAGAUGCAGCUGUCUGCACGGAGGGACGUGUCUUCCUCACGGAGAGGGUUUCCGCUGCUUCUGUCCGCAGGGUUACGCAGGAGAGAGCUGUGAAAUCGAUGUGGAUGAGUGUCAGUCGAACCCCUGUGAGAACGGCGGCACCUGUAUCGAUAAAGAGGACUCAUAUGUGUGUCUCUGUUUGCCGAGUUACAGCGGAGACCGAUGUGAGAGAGACACAGAGGGCUGUGAACACGGCUGGAAGAAGUUUCACGGUCACUGCUACCGUCUUUUUCCUCGCAGACACACCUGGGAGGAAGCAGAGAAAGACUGCAGGGAGCACAGCAGUCACCUGACCAGCAUCACUUCCUCCAUGGAGCAGCACUUCCUUAACGGUCUGGGUCAUGAGAACGUCUGGAUCGGUUUGAAUGAUCGUACAGUGGAAGAGGAUUUCCAGUGGACUGAUGGGAUGGAUGUUGUGUACGAGAACUGGCGUGAGAAUCAGCCGGAUAACUUCUUCGCGGGCGGAGAGGAUUGUGUGGUGAUGAUCAGUAGAGAGGACGGAAAAUGGAACGACGUGCCCUGCAACUACAAUCUACCCUACAUCUGCAAGAAAGGAACCGUGAUGUGUGGCACUCCGCCGGCCGUUGAUAACACCUAUCUAGUGGGCCGCAGACGCUCACACUACGACAUCCACGCGGUGGUUCAGUACCAGUGCGCCGACGGCUUCUUCCAGAGACACAUCCCGACCGUCCGCUGCCGACCCGACGGGACCUGGGAAAGACCCAAGAUCAUCUGCACUAAAUCGCGGCGAUCUCACCGUUACCGUCGGCAACACCACAGAUCUCGGCGCGAGCAUCGACGACACCGGAGACACGGAUCUGGGCACAGGGGGCGGGAUUAAGCCACGGGGGUGGAGCUAAAAAUCAGGGGUCGUGACCUCUGACCCCGUGACCUGUGUUCCCGUGAGUCCAAGAGGAAUCGUGACAGAUGGAAAGGACAGAAAUCAUGGUUCUUUUUUACCGCUGUUAUUUAGGUUUCAUUAACCCUCCGUUCACAUCUUCAUUAGAGGAAUGUUUUUCAUUGGUUAUUUCACGCAGACGGUUAAAACGCUCUUCAUCUUUACAGGAUAGUCGUAUUAAUUUGUCUACGCAGCAGGUGAAGGUUCUGGUAGCUCAUGCUCAUAUUUGUUCAGCUUUAGAUUUUUUGGAUGUGAUGCUUUAAUGAAAUCCUGAAUGUCCAAACUGCCCAAAAUCAUUCAUAUUCAUAAAAUGAGAUGCUCUUCAUGCCUUUGAAUGGCACAGUAAUUCUUUGUACCCCUUGAGACUUUCUAUACUUUCAUUUUGAGCGUUUGGUGAUCAUUUGGUUUAUAUUACAAAUCAUGAACUAUUGUGACGUGCUGGAUUAGAAUCAUAGUGAAACCUCUUAUGUUCAGAAGUGAGUGAAUCUCAUGUUUCACGCCAAAACUGAAAGAAAAACUACAAAAUUAUUUUUUCCAUAAAGAAAAUUAAGCCUGUGUUUAAAACGAUUAGUUUUUUUUUUUUUUUUUUUUUUUUUU
Molecule: messenger RNA, 3717 nt
Organism: Cyprinus carpio (common carp)
Lineage: Eukaryota; Metazoa; Chordata; Actinopteri; Cypriniformes; Cyprinidae
Product: neurocan core protein-like
Source: RefSeq, a predicted model, not a curated record